Messenger RNA from Paramuricea clavata, 150 nucleotides. The record is from the annotation of a GenBank genome assembly. NCBI's taxonomy places the organism in Eukaryota, Metazoa, Cnidaria, Anthozoa, Malacalcyonacea, Plexauridae.
AUGAACUUCAAUUCCGAUAAAUGUGAAUCACUCUCCAUUUCUCGAAAGAAACAUCCAGUCGAGAAUGAUUAUGUUAUAGAUGGUAUUCCAAUUGUCAAAAAGGAUUCUCAGAAUGAUUUUGGAGUGUUUACCACUAGUACCUUAAAAUAA